AUGAACAAACCAAAGAAUCAGCCCAACGAUGUGGCUUCGCCUCUGCGAGAAGAAUUCGGUCCAAUUGAGACAUCGACGCCAAAACUGGGAACGGAAAGUGAUCUUGAGGGCCAGGAAAGAGUUCCGUCGACCGGCAUUAACAACGCAUCGAACGGACUCGCGGCGUCAGUAGAAAAUUCGUACAGACUGGAUGUAGGUAGUAGUCAGAAUGAACAUGGGGGAACUCGUCAAACGCUGGAAUUGACUCCUCUCUUGCCGGAUCCCGUUCCGGAUCUUGAAAACGCAAGACUUGAAGAAACAGAGUUGGACUUUAGACCCAAGAGGGGCAAUCUUAAGCGCUGGUCGAUCUUUGCCUUUCCUCUUGUGCUCCUACUACUUGUUAUUUGCGCCAUUGGCCUAACUUUACGUGAUAUAGAAUCGCUAUUGAAUGUCGCAGUGAUACCACAGAUCGAUGCUGUAUCUGUGCUCAACAUUACUGACCUGGGUGUGUCUGCCCACGUAGUUGGAAAUGUCACGGUCUCGUACGAUAACAUAGACAACUGGCUACAGAGGUCUGUGCUCAAGGUCUCCGGAGUACUUGCAGGUCCAGUUACGGUCACUUCCAGUGAGACUGUUAGAGUAUCGGUGUCAGGGCCAGGCUUCAAUGAAGCACAUACACUCGACGUUUUGCCGCCAGAAAUGGUCGUAGAUUUAGUCAAUGGCCGAACCUCUCCUAUCGACUUCAUUUCAGACACAAAAUUGGUGGAUUCAGGACUCCAAACGGUCGUCAAUUACAUCCUAUCCCACAAGAACGAGAACGUGUCCUUGGAUUUCGACCUUUUGCUUAGCCCGAAAGUGUCUACACGCUGGCUACAUUAUAAUGGAGGCCCUCUUGAGCUCACACAUAACCUCGUGGUCCUGCCAGAUAAUACCCAGCUUCCUGUCAAUGUCAAUGACAUUAACACGGAGUUUGGCAAAGACUACUUGAGCCUUUCGGUAUCUGCAACCAUCGAGCCUUUACCGGUUGAGUUUUCUCUCAAGCCCGCAGAAUGGGACAUCUCUCUAUUGGAUUGCGACGGAAAGCCAUCGUUGCUUGGGGUGUGGACCAGCAAUAGUGUAUUCUUCAAGCCCAGUGUACCAACAGAUGUAAAUUUGAUAGGAUCCGUUUCCCAUGUACCUCCAGAGCUACUUAAGGUGUGUUCUGAUGGAUUCAGUCCUUUCAACAGGUUUACACAAGAGCUAUUUGAGCAAAACUUGGUUCAUGUCUGGGUUUCUGCCACAAAAAGUGAUUUGAACUCCAAAAACUUAAUGCCAUGGCUCUACAAGGUCCUAACGCUGGCCGUUGUUGAAGUUGAAGCGCCAAUUCCACCUCAGAAUGACUUACUAAGCAACCCUUUAUCAAGUUUCACUUUAGACCACAUGGACUUGAGAAUUCCUCCUCUGCUUGAGGACGAUUCGUUCUAUUUCUUUGCCGAUUCGAGAAUGUCAGCUGUGGCAAAUAUACCCGCCAAAAAUGGCUUCAGCAUUGCUGCUUCUAGAAUUUUAUCCAACUUCACACUCUCAGUCGAGGACCACAGUGUCUUUUUGGGUUCCACGAUAAACUCUAAUGCACUGAUCGUCACUUCGUGCGCGAAGUCAUGUCUGAAUUCUGUGCAAUGUGACUUCAGAGACUUGAAUGUGACUGUUGUCGAUCCCGAGAGAAUGGGGAAAGCCAUAUCACAAAUCUUGAAUGGAAAGUUCCACUCCCCAUUGUCAUUUGGUGCUGAUAUAGAUCUGGUAAAUGUGGACCUGGAGCUUUUCUCGACAACCUUACGGAAUAUUUCGCUCUCAGGUAGCAAUAUUUAUACACCCAUGGAAAAUUUCAACAAGAAUAGGUCCAGUCUGUUUAUUGAAUGGCUUUUUGCAAAUGCUAAUAUCACAAUUGGCGAGGUUGUUUAUGUGGGCUCGAGUCCAGAAAAGCUCGAUUUAUUGGUUGAGUUAGAGAUGACAAACCCUACCAAUGUAUCUAUGAACAUUGGGGAUGUCAUCGAAGUUGAAUAUCACUACAACCAAACUCAAAUUGGAACUGUCAGCAUGCACGCCAAAAACAUUAGUGGGAAUAACACCAGACAAACUAUUGAAGCAAAUAUUCAGAUCGAUUCCAAGCAGCCCGUGUUUGUGAGUGAGUUCUUAAGUCGAAUCGUCUCUGGAUUGCCUCUUACAGUGGACUUGAAAGGCAAAAAGAGGGAACUGGGAUUUGGGCGUAUGAUGGGAAAUAUCGGAGUUCAGAAUGUCAAAGUUCCACUGCUCUCUUUCAGCAGGCCUGAAGAUGAAAAAGUGGAAGAUAAGGAGAAUGGCGAGGCACACAGUCCAUUUCUCAUUUCAACCACCAUCCAUAUAUGGACGUCUGAAAUUGAAUUGAUGGUUUAUAAUCCACUCGUGAAUGCCGAGAUUGCCGUCAAAAUUGAGAACUGCCAGGCGCUCUACGAGGAUGAGCUCUUGGCACAUGUUGAGGAGUCUGAAUUAAUAUUGAUUCCCCCAGGUAUCUACAAGACGCCUAGAAUACCAGUGCAGAUUUCUAAGGGAAUAGGUGCGGACAUCUUGCGGAAGGCUAUCAAUGGUGAGCUUCAGGUAGAGGUCUUUGCUGAGUUGGAGGUCUUUGUUGCACGGUUUUCGCUGGAAAUUAUGUAUCACGGACAAGGUCUCACAGCCACUGUGCGGUUGUAG
This is a messenger RNA of Australozyma saopauloensis, 2685 nucleotides long. RefSeq lists its product as uncharacterized. Bases 1 to 2685 code for a protein of 894 amino acids. The transcript has a single exon. The record is from RefSeq and is a predicted model, not a curated record. Lineage: Eukaryota; Fungi; Ascomycota; Pichiomycetes; Serinales; Metschnikowiaceae.